This is a messenger RNA of Owenia fusiformis, 1621 nucleotides long. Lineage: Eukaryota; Metazoa; Annelida; Polychaeta; Sabellida; Oweniidae. The record is from the annotation of a GenBank genome assembly.
AAUAAGUUUUCACAAUCUUGAAAUAAUUUUUGCAAUAUGUCUGUUGGAAGAAAGCUUCGAUUAUUCGACAAUCAUACCGAAUAUACGUGAACGUUUAGAGUAUUAACAUUCCACUAUGAGGUGUUGUCACAGAGACAUCGAUAAAAAUGGUCAGGGCCAUGUUGUUCUUAUCCCCGAGGAGCCAGAGGACAUGUGGCAUGCCUACAACCUAGUAGCAGUGUCAGAUACACUCAGGUCAACUACUAUUAGGAAGGUUCAGACUGAAUCAGCUACAGGAAGCACCAGCAGUAACAAAGUGCGCACAACACUGACGAUUAGUGUAGAAGCCAUAGACUUUGACACACAGGCCUGUGUACUCCGUGUGAAAGGAAGGAACAUACAAGAGAACCAGUAUGUCAAGAUGGGGGCAUACCAUACAUUGGAUCUGGAGAUGAACAGAAAGUUUACACUCGCCAAACAUGAGUGGGAUACUGUUGCCAUAGAACGUAUAGAUCAGGCUUGUGACCCUACCCAGCAUGCCGAUCUGGCUGCCGUUGUGAUGCAAGAGGGAUUGGCCCACGUGUGCCUGGUCACUUCAAGUAUGACUUUAGUCAGGGCAAAAAUAGAUGUAAAUAUACCUCGGAAGAGGAAAGGUCUUUGCAGUCAACAUGAUAAAGGUCUAACAAAGUUUUACGACCAAGUCAUCCAAGCCAUAAUGAGACAUGUUAACUUUGAUAUUGUGAAAUGUGUCAUCAUAGCAAGUCCAGGUUUUGUAAAGGACCAAUUUCAUGAAUACAUGUUUAACAUAGCACAGAAAAUGGACUAUAAACUCUUAAGUGAGAAUAAAUCUAAGUUUGUAUUGGUGCACUCUUCAUCCGGUUUCAAACACUCUUUAAAUGAAGUACUGGCAGACCCAGGGAUCACAGGGAAGUUGGCAGACACAAAGGCUGCAGGGGAAGUGAAGGCAUUGGAGAGCUUUUACACUAUGCUCCAGACUGAACCUGAUAGGGCAUUCUAUGGUGUGAAAGAUGUGGAGAGAGCCUGUGAACAGCAAGCUAUAGAAACUUUGCUCAUAACAGAUGAAUUGUUCAGAUCACAAGACAUAGCUGUUAGAAAGAGGUAUGUUAAACUGGUGGAUGCCUGUAAGGAUCAAGGGGUUGAAGUGAGGAUAUUCUCCAGUCUGCAUACAUCAGGGGAACAGCUUGGUCAGAUGACAGGGGUUGCUGCUAUAUUGAGGUUCCCAAUGCCAGAGGCUGAGAGUGAUGAUUCAUCCAGUGAUGAAGAAUAGACAAUCAGAAUAUCUAGGAAACAAAGACGAUUUCACAUCACUUUCUAGUAUGUUUUGAAAAUGGAGAUGGGCUGGCUAUUCACCAAUAGAGAACAGAGGCAUUGUCUAAUGCUAUUUUACAUGGAGAAAAUCGCAAUAUUUCGCAUUGGAUUAACAAACAACAUUUUACCCAAAUUAAAAUUUGAAAAAAGCAAUGGAUACAAUCUGAUACAUCAACUGUGGAUGUAAAUCAAAUUUCUACUAUUCAAGAAAACACAUGUAGUUACAAGCAUUGUGACAUUUAGUAUAAUGGAUAAAGAGGAAGACGAGUAAAUACCCAGUCAACAAUAUGGAGACAUUCAUCAUUAACAACAG